AUGGCGGGUGGAGAGCCCGGGUUCGCACCAGAUAGAGCGGCGCUCCCAGAGUUCGGCAAAGACGACACCAUUGCGUGUUGCGCCAUCGGUGCCGGCCAACGCGCGGAAGCCGCGGGCGGCGCUCAGAGGAGUGUUUUGCGUACCGCCGGGUCGACGCGAUCCCAAGGACGUGGAAGAGAUGGAAAUACGUGCAGAAUCCGUCCCGUCUCCCAUGCUGUCCUCGUUCCGCACGCACUGGUGCUCGGCUGCCCGCUGCACCAUCCGAAAUUUCUUCCCAAGAACACGUGCGACUGGACGACCGCGCUAUCAGCGCCCGCCCGAAAUACCGAGCGCUGGCGUGCACCACGUUCCAGACCGGCGUUUGGCCGCUUGGUCCGAUGGGGGCAGAACCGUGUCGACUCGCCCAUACGGGCCAUGGGUGCUGCUACAUGCACGACGGUUUUUUACUCUAGGCGUGCUUUUGUUUAA
Molecule: messenger RNA, 468 nt
Organism: Gaeumannomyces tritici R3-111a-1
Lineage: Eukaryota; Fungi; Ascomycota; Sordariomycetes; Magnaporthales; Magnaporthaceae
Exons: 2
Coding region: 1-468 (155 amino acids)
Source: RefSeq, a predicted model, not a curated record